GACUGCUGAGAAUUGUUAAAGUUCUGAUUUACCUAAGAACUUCUAGUGCAUCCAAUGAGAACUUCCUCUAUAGUCAGGAAAUCUUGCAAGUAGAAUAUUCUGAAAGGGGGAGCUGAAGAAGGAAGUAACUGACCAAAGUGAUAAAGAGGAACAUUUUUAAACCUAAGCAGUUCGCUGCAUAACUAAAAGGACAAGAGAGAGCUCAGCACACUGAUCUUGAGGUUAUCAUGCUGUAGGAGAAAAUGGGCUUAUUACUGUGGAAUUAGAGAAGAAAUGAUUAAAGAAAAGACAUAGCCCUUGCUCAUUCUGAUGAGAGAUAAGCAUAGCUUCACACAAGGGAGAUGACAGGUUUCUGGAUGGCAGAUGAUUAUUCAACCUUCUUUUCCAUGAGUUCUCUACUCUGUUACUAUCUUCCACCCAUAUCUGCUUCAUUUGUGAUUUACUGAUUUAAAAAAGGAAGUAGAAUGGAAUAAAAUUCUCUGACACAGUAACUGUACACAAAUGGUUGUAAUGUGAAUAGUAUCACCCACAAAGUCAUCUCCCAAAGCUAAAUCAAUCUCAUUUCUAGUUGUAUCAGGACUUUGCCAGAGAGCAUUCCUUCAUGUCUCAAGAAGUAAUGCCUGAAAGAGCUCCCAAACUUAGUUCUGAACAACAUUAGGCUACAGGAAUUACAACCAUCUGUACCCGUGAAUUCAUUAACCACACUAAAGCGCUGCAAAAAUGUUAAUGAGCUAUGGAUAUACUUCAGUGUCCAUCUCUGUGGGUAUUUUCCUUCUUGUACUCUUGGUGGCAUGUGGAAUUGGCUGUGUUUGGCACUGGAAAAGCCACACCACACGAUUUACCUCACUAAAGUUUUUACGAAAAAGGAACAGUAAGAGAAAAGACUAUCAUAAAGCACUCUUCUUGACUCCACACAUUUUUGGCUUGAAUCCCAAAGCCUCAGUUGAAACGAAAGACCACAGAUCUACUAAUAAGGGAUGUAGGGUGCCUGGCCACUAUGAAAAUAUGGCAGCAGAUCCUCCCAAAGCUAAAGAAGAAAGUGACAAGGAAUUAUAUGAAAAUGUUCAGCAACCCAAUUUUGAGGAGCACAUCUAUGGCAAUGAGGAAUCCUCUGAGUAUUAUAUCUUUCAGAAGCCUGGUACAUCUGAAGUUCCUCAAGAUGAAGAUAUAUACAUUCUUCCAGACUUGUAAUGGCUUUUCAAACUCCUGAGUUUCUUUGUUGAAGAAGAAAUAUUUAUUGAGAACUUUAAUAUAUUGAUAUCAUCAUUGGUCAAGUUCUUCUGAUAAAUCUCUGUGUUCUCUCCUAGCUUUAUUCCUUUCUGGAUGUAAUAUUGUAGGGUAAUUGCAGAUAUCCUCUCUCUCCUGUUUCUUUGCCUUGGAUUAAAUCUAUACUGUGUUGUAUCAAUGCUUCCUUCUAAAUACUACCUGUUAUGUCUUUCCUUUAUUUCUACUUCCACCAUCUUUUUCUGGUUCAGGAUUUUUGUUAGUCUCCUAGUGAACUUCCUACUUCUAGUUUAUACUCACUUGAUCAGUUGCCAAAGAUGCUGCAAGAUUUACUUUCAGAAAGUAUUCCUAAUAGUCACAGUACUCCUUUACUGAAAACCUUUUAAUACUCUUCUUUGCAAGAGACAUUAAUACUCAUAAUUCUAAAUACCACAACUCAUGAUUUGUCACAAUUAGCUCCAAUUUACUUUUGUAAUGACUUCUGCUACUAAUCCCUCUCUUCUGUACUUUCAUCAGAAUCAUACCAAAGUCUACAAAACUCACCCCUCCCUCCUCCAGAGCUUUGCUUUCCUGUUGUUUUUAAGUCUGCCUAAGAUCACAACUUUUUCCAUGAAUGUUCUGAAUCAUUCCCAAUCCACAUUUAACUUAUCAUUUUCUGAUACUGUGUUCAACUAUUUGGGCAUUUAAAUAUGUGUAUGUUUGCUAUGUGUUUUAUUACUUAAUGUCAUAUGACAACAUUUUAAAGUGCUAGCUAAAUAGAAUGGAUCUGCCUCCCAUUUUCAUUUUUAGCUUCAUAUCAGCUAUUAAGUACUUGUCCAAUUGGCAAGAAUUGAGUUGUACAUUUUGUUAGUGUUGAGGAAUAUCUAAUAAAUUCAUUCAUUAUUCAGCUAUGUAUGGAAUAUUUAUUGAGCAAUUUCCAUCUACUGGUUGUGCUGUGCUCAUAAGGAGGAGGAAGGAGGAUUGCUACAAAAGUAGAAAGAGGCAUGAGUCCUGAACACAUGGUCUGGUAGGAAAGAGAAAGCAAUAA
Messenger RNA from Chinchilla lanigera (long-tailed chinchilla), 2251 nucleotides. RefSeq names its product GRB2-binding adaptor protein, transmembrane (gene Gapt). The record is from RefSeq and is a predicted model, not a curated record. The coding region runs from base 721 to 1191 and encodes 156 amino acids. The transcript has 4 exons. Lineage: Eukaryota; Metazoa; Chordata; Mammalia; Rodentia; Chinchillidae. Gene Ontology annotation, cellular component: membrane.